AUGGACGCGGAGGAGUACGGCGAAGGAGAGGUGCUCACCGGGGCGGAGCUUUACCUCUACCUGCUGCGCCAAAACGAAGAGCAGCUACUGCGAGCGCAGGAGAAGCUACGCGAGUACGCCACCCUCAAGGACACCCUUCACGUCCUGACGGAGCGCAGUCGCAGACGCGUGCUGGCCCCUGUCGCUGGUGGCCUCGCCUACUAUGCUGCGGAGCUGAACGCGACGAACACCAUCUUGGUAUUACUGGGGGACGGCUGGUUCGCGGAGCGCAGUGCCACUCAGGCCGCAGAGAUUGCUGGCCGGCGCGUUGACUUCCUGCGUCGGGAGACUGAAGUCCUGCAGCAGGAGCAGAACACUCUCAGGGCGAAGCAGCAGCUAUUCAUGUCGGAGCUGCCCGAGGCACAAGAGGCCGUGACGGAGUUGCUGGCGGCGAGGGAGACUGGAGUGCCGGCAUCCCGGACACCGCAGCCGUCAUCGCAAGAAGCCGCGUCUUCCUCGGGGUCUGUCAUCCCGGCAAACGCACCUGACUGCUCCGGCACACCCGACGCGGUGCGUGCGGCUGCGUUUCCCCACCUCGCUUCAUCCGGAAGCUGCCCAGACCUGUUCCCAUCGUCGACACCACCAACCUCGAGAGCACCACCCUCAUCCUCUGGGGUGCCGCUGGACUUCUCUUCCAUCGACGUGGCGCUCACCACCUUCGAUGAGCAGGACGAGCUCACAGAAGACGAGCUCAUCGCGCUGGAGGCGGAGCUGGGUGACCGUGUCAACGACGACGACUUUGUGGAGCGUGUCAUGACGGAGCGCAUGAUUGCCAAGAAGGAGAGGCGCAUCCGCGCAGAGCUGGAACGGCGAAGCGGCGGUGCUGCUGCGAUCGAGAACAGAUCAAAGGCCGCAGAGGGCGUACUCGUGCCCGCCUUACCCCCCACCUCCUCUUCGGCAGCGGUGCCAACGGUCACUGCUGCCCCCCAGUCACAUGGUACUGCGUUUGCCGCACUGGCGACUGCAGUAGACAACAACGGAUCGUCGGCUGGCAGGCGAGAGGCAGUGAUCUAUCGAACCCCCGGCGACAUAGGUGGGACGGCGGUGAGAUCUCUGGCGGCACCCAGUGCGCCCACCGACGCGCUUCCAGAGGCGCAAGCGGCGGCUUCCUUUUCGCUUAACGAGCUCGCGAGCGAGCCUGCACCGACAUCGUCGCUUUCAACGGCUACUCUAACCUCUGCGCGGCCCCUCGCCAGGGUGGCGCUGUCCGAGGCGGAUGUCUCGUCUGCCGCCUCCUCCUCGGCUUCGGCCGCGAAGCCGUCUGGCCGGAAAGAGCAGCACGUGCGAUUUGCUGCCGACGUAAAGGAUACAAGUAGCUCGUCCUCGGGGACUGCUGUGGCUGAGGCCAGGCGGUCCCAAGUGAUGAACUCCCCUGGUGAACUGGGCUUGUGCGAUCAGCGUAUUAGUGCCGAAACAGCCCCGGCGUACACCCCAUCGCUGCUACGGAGCACCUACACCAUUGGUGAUAUUGUGGAGCGCAACGAGGGGACGGCGAAUGGUGGUGGCAGUGGUGCUGUUGCUGGUGCUGCAGUGGUGGGUAGUGGCGUCGCAUCGGCUAUGCCACCGCCGCCCCUCUUCCCUGGCCAGCGGCAGAAGCGAAAGCGCAAAUCGCUCUUCAUGCGAGAGCUGGAGGGCGACGGAGCGUGA
Molecule: messenger RNA, 1686 nt
Organism: Leishmania mexicana MHOM/GT/2001/U1103
Lineage: Eukaryota; Euglenozoa; Kinetoplastea; Trypanosomatida; Trypanosomatidae
Exons: 1
Coding region: 1-1686 (561 amino acids)
Biological process (GO): negative regulation of transcription by RNA polymerase II; negative regulation of phosphatase activity
Molecular function (GO): chromatin binding; phosphatase inhibitor activity; transcription corepressor activity
Source: RefSeq, a predicted model, not a curated record